GAUAAAGGCUAGUGAUAUAGUAAUAUUGUAAUAUUUUGAAAACUACAUUUGUGAUGUGUAGUGUGGGCAAUUAAAUUAAUGCCAAUAUGUACAGUGUUUGAAAUUUUUUUGGUGAGCAGAAGUGAUGUGCGGUCAUGUACACUGCAUAUACAAAAAAUUUAAUAUAAUAUUAUGCAAGUAAUGCAUAAUUUUAUUAUUUGGUGUUAAGUUGCGCUACUAUUGAUAUUAAAAAUCACUUAAUGCUAAAAGCAAAGUGCAUAUUGAAAAAAAGUGAUAUUGUGUGACAAGAAGAAAUGACAAUUUUCUGAAUGUGUUCACUAUAAAUAUAUAUAAAUCAUUUCUUUUACUCUAAACACACACAGCUUACUGUUGAUAUGACCUCUUAAGUGACCGUGCGGUGUGCCACGUAUAAUUCUACAGUGUAGUAAAACACACUGCCAGAUGCAGGACAGUGCGUGUGUGUUUGUGUGUACAUUGGAUAUCGAGUUUCCACUUUGCGAGGAUUGAAUGAAAUACAACAUCCUUGCUGGCUUUGAAUAUACCACUCAGAAGAGUAAAAACAGAGGUCCUAUGUCAUCCUUUGGCCCACAAAACUCUGUGCCAGGGGUGCGUGAAUCUAAGUCUUGGUGAAGUACGAAACCUUUAAUUGAUGCAGUUAUGAUCUGAAAUUCCAGCUGCUUUUUCCAAUCCUAACAAUUCUUAUCCCAAUCUACAAUCUUUAAUAUCAUUUUAUAUAUAUAGAUAUAUCUGAUAAAAUUGAACAAUUUUAAUUAUGUUCCUAGACAAACCAUCCCUGUUUAUUCCCAUUAUGAACGCAAUUCAUGCAUGCAUUUGUACCUGCACCAUAACUUCCUGAUGUCCAAUCUGAAAAAAAUACAAACCUGAUCAAAUAAGGCCAGGAGGUCAUCUUGUGACAACAUCUGUGUCUGCAACAAAUAGUCUAUCUAUUUUCAUGGAAGAAAAAUAACGUCCACUCUUGGUCUCGGUGGAAGCACAGAGAAUCUCACAAAUGGCACGAUGCAACGACUCCAAACUCAAAGGCAAAACAGUAUGUAGUAGAUUUUCACCACUAUGCUUUAUUUCACCAAGAAUAUACAAUUGUGAAGUAUCAAAAAAAAAGAAAGCUGUACAGAGUAGUCUGUACUAUUAUUCUAAAUGUGACCUAUCUUCAUUGAGAGAAUCUGAAAGCAAAUACAGGCAACAACAUGCAGAAGCAUCUCAUAGAGAGAAGAUUUUAGUUAGGAGACUUGCUUCUAAAGAACAAGAAUUACAAGAAUAUAUUAAUCAAAUUGCCGAAAUGAAAGCUGCUCAUGCUCCGUCCGCUGUGGCAUUAAGAUCUGCUCUACUAGAUCCUGCUGUUAAUAUUUUAAUUCAGAAAUUAAGACAAGAACUUGUUACAACUAAAGCUAAAUUAGAGGACACUCAGAAUGAACUUAGUGCCUGGAAAUUUACACCCGAUAGCAAUACAGGUAAAAGAUUAAUGGCAAAAUGUAGAUUGUUAUAUCAAGAAAAUGAAGAAUUAGGUCGUAUGAUUGCUAGUGGACGAAUUGCUAAAUUAGAAGGAGAUCUUGCACUUCAAAGAAGUUUUAGUGAAGAAAUGAAAAAAUCACAAUCAGAAUUGGAUGAAUUUUUACAAGAUUUAGACGAAGAUGUUGAAGGAAUGCAGAGCACAAUUUAUUUCUUACAACAAGAAUUACGUAAAGCUCGUGAAUCAGUAACAUUAUUACAACAAGAAAAUGCAGCAUUGAAAGCAAAUUCAAGUGAAAAUAAUUUAACAAAUGGUUUGUCUCCUCAUACACCACCAAUUAAAAAAGAGGAAUCAGAGGAAAAUUCAAUUCCAGAAACAAAGACUUUAAAAUCUAUAGAAGAUAGUGAUGUGUGCAAAGGUGCUAGGACUCCACCGUUGUCAUCGCAACGAUCGCCGUGUGAGUUUUCAAAUACUGAAAGAACAGAACGGAUUGAACGAAAACCUAAUCAAGCGGAUCAUAAUGAUGAAAGCUCAAGUGAUUCAGCUGCUUUGAUAAUCAAAGUUGAAAAUGAGGAAUUAAGUGAUAGGGAAGAAGAACACGAAGAAAAUCGAAAUAAUAAAAGGAUAUUACGAAGCAAAAGUCAUAAUAGAAAUAACAAUAAAACUAAUGGGGAAGAGAUGCUAACUAGAAUAACUAGGGGUAGGGAUAGGACCAAAAGGGACAAAAGUGCACCAGGUAGUGACGAUGAAAGGACACAUAAAAAAAAGAGAAGAGAGAGUAUUCUUUCUCUUGAUUAUAAUGAAGCUGAUGAUGAUGCGUUAGUUUUAACUAAUGGUGAGACGCUUCAAAGCGAUCCAGAAUGAACAAUUUUCUAGAACAAUUUUAUACACAAACACUUGUUAUAUACAAAUAAGGCUUAACGUGACUUAAUAUACAACAUAAGUUGAAUAUAAUAUUUCAUAUUUAAAAGUUAUAAUACAUUCACAUCACGAUAAAUAUUUCUAAUAAUUUUUCGUAAUAUAAAUUUGUAAAUAUAUUUCAUAUUUGAAUAUUUUGAAGUCACGUUAAUGCCGAAAAAAUUGCACUUGAUUACAUAUGAUAAUAUGUUCACAAAAUAAUGUGGCGUUGGAAUAAAGGGGUAGAUAGUUAAAACUAUAUUUCUUUUUUCUUGCAAUGAAAUCGCAUUAAAUUCUUCAAUAAGUAUUCGUUAUAAAAAAAUGCUUCAAUGUUUUUAAUGGCUUUUUUGUAAAUUCAUUAAAACAUUGAUAGUAAUCUUGUUAGAUUUUUUAAAACAAUUAUAAGGAAUAUAAAUAACAAUAAAGUAAUAAUUAGGGCUAUGCCUUUUCUUUAUUAUGUAAAUACACAAAUGUUAAUAUCUGGUACACGACGACGCACAUACAUAGAUUUAUAUAUGAUUAUGUGCGCAAUAAUUUGUAUGUAUGUACUAUUUUUUUUCAUUGUGAGACAUGCGUGUCAAAAUUCGUUAUUACAUAAAAUGUGCUUUUAAUUAUGUAUAAUAAAAUUGAGGUCUAUUUGUUAGAUUUAUUAAAUACCUGUAAAUUAUAUGAAAUAUAAAACAACAUUAAUUUCAGUAAAA
Molecule: messenger RNA, 3066 nt
Organism: Apis dorsata (giant honeybee)
Lineage: Eukaryota; Metazoa; Arthropoda; Insecta; Hymenoptera; Apidae
Gene: fl(2)d
Product: pre-mRNA-splicing regulator female-lethal(2)D
Exons: 6
Coding region: 1010-2332 (440 amino acids)
Biological process (GO): regulation of alternative mRNA splicing, via spliceosome
Cellular component (GO): nucleus
Source: RefSeq, a predicted model, not a curated record